Molecule: messenger RNA, 255 nt
Organism: Triticum aestivum (bread wheat)
Lineage: Eukaryota; Viridiplantae; Streptophyta; Magnoliopsida; Poales; Poaceae
Exons: 1
Coding region: 1-255 (84 amino acids)
Source: RefSeq, a predicted model, not a curated record
AUGGAGCGGCGGGCGAAGGCAAGCGAGGUCGACGGCACGGCUGCCCACCGUGGCGCGCCACGCGAGUUCCUGGGUGCAGACACGGCGGAGAAGCAACGAGGUGGAGGCGACGACGUCGUCAACGAUGGUGGCGGCGCGGCGAAGCUAAAGGAGGACGAGAAGCAGAAGACGGCGGCGGAGGGGGUGAAGCCGCUGCCGCACAAGCAGGUUCCGCAGCCUAGCGAUGUGUACAACCCGGAGCUCGAGCGCCUCUGA